AUGCCAGUAUCAGAUGCAGCUAAAACCUGCAGAGUUGAGGCACCUGUGGCAGCAAAUGCAGGUAGGAUCAGCAAACUCAAGACACCUGUGGUACCAAAUGCACCUAAGAGCAGCAGACACAAGGCACCUGUGGUACCAGAUCUGCCUGAGAACAGCAGAAUCAAGGUGCUGGCAGUCACUAAAGUCUUGGAUCCUCGAGAUUUUGUGUGCAUUCAGGCUUUGCCUGCCUUUGCUCAGAAGGAAGGAAGGGUCUUGGCUAGAAGCAGAACUAUUUACAGAAGCGGUGAACGUCCAAGAGAACAAGUGUUCUGGGAAAACUACCACAGGAGGCAAAAGCAAUUCACUCAGGGACACUUCACCCCCACUGGGAAGCCUUAUCGGGAGCUUGGAGAGAUUCUCUACAUAGACCCGAAGAAACUCACCCUCUACUCUUUGGGGCAGCUUGUGCAGGAACCGCUGAAAAAAGAUGUGCAGGAGAAACCACCCAAAGAAGUGGCUGAGGUUAUUACCAAGAAGCAUUCUUUCAUUCCAGAGUCUGAUCCACCAGAAGCAGUGAAGAGGCUCUCUCCAUUUACAGAAACAAGAAAGAAGACUCUUAGUAAAGCUCUAGCUCACUCAAGGCAUCAUAUCAAUUCUGUGAAGCAAGGUGGAGAAUACUUUCAUAUACUUUACCAAGAAUCACUGGAGAGGAAGAACACACUGAAAGCAGCCCAGCAGGCUCAGGGCACGAGAUGGAGAACUAAGUUCCAGCCACGCAAAUACUCCUCUGAUGCGGAGGAGUUGGAGGAAGAAAUAAGCACUUGCUCUCUAACAGAAGGCAAUCACCUGAGGAAGUCAGGGAAGAAGACAAAAAAGAUGACCUUACGGUCUUUCACUCCUGUUUAUACCAGUGUCUUGAUCCCAAGCCCCCUUGGAGCAAAAAGUGAACAUCUUUACCGACAACUGUGUGCCAUACACUGGCUUUUGGAAGCUAUGACUCUUGAAUCCAACAGUUCAAUGCAUUCCAUAUUAACCUGCUGGAAUCCAAUGGACCCUGGUGGCUGUAAGAAAACAGUAAAAGAAAUCGAAGAGGAAAAGUUAGCAACAUACAUGUGGGACCUCUUUAUUACAAACACAAAGAAAUGCACCUGGAAAGCACAAUGCAGUCCACUUAGGAAGAUAAACAAGACAUCUACUCCAGGCACCUCUCAGCUUAGCAGUCAGUCGUCUCCCCAGAGUCAAAGCCCUUGUGACAGCAUAACAUCUGCUGCACUUUGCUCUGAAGACGACAUCAAGAUUAAUGUAGCUUCAUCUGAUGUUAUGAGUGAAUCAGCACAAGCUAAAGAACCACCAGCUCUUUUCCCCUCCCUACAGAAAAUCAUCCAGAUAACACAUGAAGAGGUGUCAAAAGAUGUCUAUGAAGAAGAAGAUAUGACUAAGAACACUGUACUGCAGCGCUGCCAUAUCAGCUCUUUCAUUAAAAGAAAAUCUAACUUGUGUGCUGAUAUGAGGCAAAAGUUUGCAGCAGUACGUGAAGAAGCAGCUUGUUGUUUACAUGAUGCCCUAGAGAGCCUUGAGAGGAGGCAGGAAGAGCGAUGUUGUCAGAAAUACCAGGCUUUGAAACAAUUGAAGUAUUUUAGAAGAGACAUGGAAAGAAUAAGACAGCUGGGCAUGAGAGCCAAAAGAGAACAUGAUGAAGAUGAACUAAACUGGUUUCCUGUAUUGCUUGCCAGACUCCCAGAGUCUGUGAAGAGUGACCAUUAUGUACAGAAAAUAUUAAAGAAACUGGAAAAAUACGGCAAGACUCCUGACUUGAAAAUUCAUCCAGACACCUUUCUUAAGGCUCUGUCUGAUCUACACGUGUGGGAGCUGUGUUCUCCAGAAAUUGCUGCAGCUGUGGAGUUUGUACGUGAAAGUAUUGUGCAGAUGCCAGAAGAGGAUUUCAGCGAGUGGUUUCAGACAAGAGUAGCCCCCCUCAGUGCACAGUCCUCCACCUUUUAA
This is a messenger RNA of Phaethon lepturus (White-tailed tropicbird), 1980 nucleotides long. RefSeq names its product coiled-coil domain containing 60 (gene CCDC60). The transcript has 13 exons. The coding region runs from base 1 to 1980 and encodes 659 amino acids. The record is from RefSeq and is a predicted model, not a curated record. NCBI's taxonomy places the organism in Eukaryota, Metazoa, Chordata, Aves, Phaethontiformes, Phaethontidae.